Molecule: messenger RNA, 180 nt
Organism: Trichophyton verrucosum HKI 0517
Lineage: Eukaryota; Fungi; Ascomycota; Eurotiomycetes; Onygenales; Arthrodermataceae
Exons: 1
Coding region: 1-180 (59 amino acids)
Source: RefSeq, a predicted model, not a curated record
AUGGCUCGCACAGAAAAAAAAAAGACUCCCUCCGUCUCCAUCUUCACCUUCUCUUCUUCUUCUUUCUUUCUUUCUUUCUAUCACCAGUCUUGCUCUGUGGAAAAGGGACAGCAGGCUGAAGAACACCAGGGAGGGAUAUCACCCAAAAUGGGAAAAGGUACAGGAAAAAAAGCACAAUAA